Penicillium concentricum is the source of this 870-nucleotide messenger RNA. RefSeq names its product DUF3716 domain-containing protein. The record is from RefSeq and is a predicted model, not a curated record. The transcript is spliced from 2 exons. Bases 1 to 870 code for a protein of 289 amino acids. Lineage: Eukaryota; Fungi; Ascomycota; Eurotiomycetes; Eurotiales; Aspergillaceae.
AUGAAUUUCGAGCGGGCUCAUAGCCCGGCGUACCGUCUCCAAGGGGACACCGGGACCCUCCCGGCUCCCCUCAGAGGGUCGAAGAAACACGCGCCAGCAGAGUUGGCCGCUCACAUACAACGACUUCAGUACCCUCGCGUCCGAGAGGGUCAUUAUGUGACUUCCGAUAUCCUACGUCCCCUCGUCAAUCGUCCCGCCCGCCGAGUACCAAUGCUACGUUUGGGGGUUCACUGGGAUACCUUCACCCUAGAAGAUCAAAUCGCUGGUAGCGCUAGUCACGCCGAGGCGAUUUGUAUGUUUAUGGUUGGCCGACGCCGUCACGCGGACCUUGAAUGUAUCUCGUGCCAAUGCGAAAGGGGCGUGUUCCCCUUUUGCGUCGUCGUGGACUAUGAGAACGGCAGUUCAGGAUGUGCUAAUUGCCAUUGGAAUGAAGUCCAGUGUUCGGUUGGUCAGUCUCCAUCUUCGGCCAGCCAACCCCCUCCAGACCCCCGCUGUACCCACUCUCACCAGGCCUCCCGGGACCAAGCGCCUCACAGCGCUGAGAUGGACGCUAUUUUCGAGGGCCUCCGUGAAUUGCAGCGCGCUUUUAAUUCCUUGGAGGAAGCUCUUCAGAAGACCGAAAAGAGUGCUAUCGCCAACGAAACUGUAUGGGUGGAAUCGAAUGACACCAUGUCUGAAAUCAUUUCCCAGUCCAAUGGCCCCGUCCUGCGACACAGCGAUACCCAAAUGGCACGAGGAGUCGCCGAGGAGGGAGAGGCCAUAGGUCGAACGGUUGUGAUAGACCUCGGCGCAGUUAUGAUCCGCGCUGUGGAGCUCGAGAUUGUCAUCGUCAGCAUGGAGGGCCAUCUUCGCCAACUUCGCCGCCAGUAG